UUUGGUCAAAACUAUCCUUUUAAUUUCUUUCCUCAGUUUUUGUUGUAGAAUUGUAGAUCUGUUGCAGUAACUCAGCUGCCAAAUUCACAUCAUGGCAGAAUUGCUGCUGGACCCUAAUAUUCGAGGAUGGGUGUUCCUCCCAAUAGUUGUAAUCACGUUCCUCGUGGGAAUAAUUAGACAUUAUGUAUCUAUUUUACUGGCUUCACAGAAAAAAGUGGAGAUUCAUCAGGUGCAAGACAGCCAGGUGAUGAUUCGCUCGAGAUUACUCAGGGAAAAUGGCCAGUACAUUCCAAAGUCAGCAUUUCUAAUCAGACGUCACUUUUUCAAUAACGAGGAGACAGGUUACUUCAAGACACAGAAACGGGCACCUGCAUCACAAAAUCCAAUGACAGAUCCCAGCAUGAUGACUGAUAUGCUCAAGGGAAAUGUUACGAAUGUUCUCCCAAUGGUUCUUAUUGGGGGCUGGAUCAAUUGGAUGUUCUCUGGAUUUGUUACGACGAAAGUGCCAUUUCCGCUGACCCUGAGGUUUAAGCCAAUGCUCCAGAGGGGCAUCGAGCUCCAAACCCUCGAUGCAGCCUGGGUGUCGUCAGCCUCAUGGUAUUUCCUCAAUGUGUUUGGCCUCAGGUCGAUCUACACAUUAGUUCUCGGUGAGAACAAUGCAGCUGACACCUCACGUCUGCUUCAAGAUCAAGUAUCAGGUGCCGCAAUGUCGAUGCCACCAGACCCCAAAGCUGCCUUCAAGGCCGAGUGGGAGGCCCUCGAAAUCUGCGAGCACAAUUGGGCCCUCACUGCAGUCGACCUCGAACUCUCUGGUGUUAAGUCCAGAGGGGAAUUGAGUGACAAUCUUUACCACCAAAGCAAGGUCAAUUGACCCUGUCGUUAUCACUA
Messenger RNA from Fopius arisanus, 888 nucleotides. RefSeq names its product ER membrane protein complex subunit 3 (gene EMC3). Lineage: Eukaryota; Metazoa; Arthropoda; Insecta; Hymenoptera; Braconidae. The coding region runs from base 92 to 871 and encodes 259 amino acids. The transcript has 3 exons. Gene Ontology annotation, biological process: protein folding in endoplasmic reticulum. The record is from RefSeq and is a predicted model, not a curated record. Gene Ontology annotation, cellular component: EMC complex; membrane.